Hypomesus transpacificus is the source of this 1760-nucleotide messenger RNA. RefSeq names its product tumor necrosis factor receptor superfamily member 5. Bases 172 to 1164 code for a protein of 330 amino acids. NCBI's taxonomy places the organism in Eukaryota, Metazoa, Chordata, Actinopteri, Osmeriformes, Osmeridae. The transcript has 11 exons. The record is from RefSeq and is a predicted model, not a curated record. Gene Ontology annotation, molecular function: protein binding.
GGUAAGGAAACAGUGACAGGCUGAACUAUCUCAGAGAGGAAGACAGCGUCUCAGAGACACACCUUACAGUACGAGGGUGAGCCGUGGACGGAGAGAACCAGAGAGAUAAAGAGAGACGUUGUGUGAAAGUUUUACUUCUUAGAUUCUGAACACCGAAUAACAGUUUCUGGGAUGGCAUUGUUGCUGUGCUUGGUAGCAGCUCAGAUUCUUUCUGCACACCAAGGGGCUUCUGUUCCACUGGAUGGUGGAGGAUAUUGUAUGGAUGGAGAGGAACGGUGUAAACGAUGCCCGGCAGGCCAGUACCAGUCGUCGUGUACAGAGUGUUCUCCCUGCGCGGAGGGGACCUUCACAAAGGACUGGAACUGUGAGAGCAGCUGUUUCCCCUGCUUCAGAGACUGCAGAGCAGUCAGUAACAUGUGGGAGGAGCAGAAGUGCAGCCGCACGGCGGACGUUAGGUGUCGCUGUCAGCGUGGUUACGUCUGCACGAACGGAGACUCUGGAGACUGCAGAGAGUGUGACAAGAGCCCUGAGCCUGAACCAACCAGCAGAGGGGUCGUUUCUGAAGACGGCAUCACUUCCCCUUUGCCCUGCAAUCUUCCAAAUUGUAAAUCUGGUGUCUCCACUCCAGUGGAUAACGCCACUCACGACAGCCCUCAUGUUAGACCAGAGAACAGCAACACUCUUCUGGCCGUUUUGUGUCCAGCAGUAACCAUUGGAAUUCUGGCUCUUUUACUUCUCUUCUGUAUCCGUCGCCAAGGAGACGAAGCUUGUUUCAAACAUGUUCUUCAGCUGUGUAAUGAGGGGGUGAAGGAUGGUUCCCACAACAAGGCCCCAGGCCAACAGCAGACAAAGGAGCCAGUCGGAUUGCUGCCACACCCACUAACUGCUGCUAAUCUAGGCCCAGUCCAUGUGCACAGUGCCGGAACUGUUAUCUUCAGUCUUCUGAAUCAAUUCACGGGUCAGGGGGAGGUGGCUGGUGUAGAGAGGAAGGAGGAACGGAAUGACAGAAAUGAGGAGGAAGGGAGAAGCUUCCAGAACCACGCGGCAUCAUCACCUGAUGUCCACUUCUCCCAGCAGGAAGUGGACGGAGAGACGGGCGCUGUGUUUGUCCCUUCUCAGGAACAAGGGAAGGACUGUCACGUUUCCAAAGAGGAGUCGCCAUGAGCGGGGACUGUUUACGUCUCGCUGAACUCCUCCCAUCGGAUCUGGGACCUUUCGUAGCUCACGUUGAACAUUAACAUGUGGGAAAUAACACGACAAUGAACACUGUGGUAUGCUGUUCAGGAUGACCACGUGUUGUGUGUUUAGGAUCCAGCAGAUUGGGUUUGGAAGACAGACUGGUGAGGUGACAUCCAGAAGUGAUCAGGUGCAUGGCUCUGAAGAUGGUCAAACGACCUAAACAAAGAUGUUACGGUUUAAACUCCUAAAGAGUUAUAUAGAAAUGUAAGCUGUGUUAUCGAAGUUAGUUGAUGUGUCGUGCGUGUCUUUUCUUUGCUCAUUUUGAAUGUGUUCAGUUUGUAAUGUUAUUUAUGAGCCUCUUUUUGGAUAUGUCAAUGUACUGUACCGUUAGUUUGAAGAGUAAGGCAGCUGAGGCUUGUUCAAGUCAAUGACAACUCAAACUGUUUUUGUAAAACUGCAUGUAUUUGAUAAUUAAAUACAAGUGAUGUUACAGGUUUUGAAUAAAGCCAUUAACAUUCCCACAAAGCAGGAAUUUACAUUGGAAAAAACACGCAAUCAGUAGCUGUUAGCAGAUGAGGGGA